Messenger RNA from Urocitellus parryii (Arctic ground squirrel), 6327 nucleotides. RefSeq names its product zinc finger protein 540 (gene Znf540). Gene Ontology annotation, biological process: regulation of DNA-templated transcription. Gene Ontology annotation, molecular function: DNA-binding transcription factor activity, RNA polymerase II-specific; RNA polymerase II cis-regulatory region sequence-specific DNA binding. The record is from RefSeq and is a predicted model, not a curated record. Lineage: Eukaryota; Metazoa; Chordata; Mammalia; Rodentia; Sciuridae.
GGGAAGGGCGAGCAUUCGCUAUUGCGCGUGUGCGGUCCACGUUGCACCAACAUUCCCGGCAGCCUCUGCGGCACGGCCCUGGARAACCUGGAUGCGGAGCCUAUGACUGAAGAAUAGCCUUGGUCUAUGACUUUUCUCGGCCUUGAACUACAUUUCCCAGAGGCUUCGGGCCCCUAUUAUAUUCUGCAGCAUCAGUCACGAGUUGAUCUUGCAGGUCUGAGUCAGCCUGCCUGCGUCUUCGGUCGUCAGCCGCCCUCUCGCUGCGCUGAGGAGGCUCUGAAAAGGCUUCGGUCUUGGACCUGAACUGAGACUCGCACGUUGCGGACCUCCGGAACCGCUAUCCUGGAGUCCUCCACUGUUUACCAUGAAGGCUGGUGAGGAGGAGAGGAGAAUCAUUGCUGCGUAUCUGAAAAUUAAAUUCAAGGUUUCUCAGAACUUUGCUUCUCUAGAAGAACCCUGAGGAAGACUGGCCAGUUCUUGUAAACCUAAAACCAUGGCACACAAACUAGUGAAGUUCAGUGAUGUGUCUGUAGUCUUCUCUCAAAGGGAAUGGAAGUGCCUGAACCCUGCUCAGAGGGAAUUGUACAGAGAUGUGAUGCUGGAGAAUUAUAGCAACUUGGUCUCACUGGGAUAUUCUGCCUCAAAGCCAGAAGUGAUUACCUUAUUGGAGCAAGGCAAAGAGCCGUUCAUUGUGAUUGGAGAUGUGCAAGGAAGACGGUGUGCAGGAUUGUUCUCCAGAUACAAGACCAAGAAAUUACCUUCAGGAAAGGAUGCUGAUGAAGCUAGUUCGUCCAAAUCGGAGACAACAGAAAGAAGAAAAACUGUUGGACUUAAGGGAACCACUUCGAGAAAUGAGUCGCAGAACAAAAGUCAGUCUAAGGGUCAACAGGGACCUCAAGAAAAGAAUUUCAGGCAAGUGAAAAGCACUUAUAAGAAAAGGCCAACAGAGAGAAAGCAGACAUCUUCGAAUCAGAGAACAUCUAGUGGUGGGAACGCUAGUGAAGGUAGGGAACGUGGGAAAAACCUUAGUUCUGCCUCUAACUCGGGUCAAAGGGAAAAAAAUACUCCUGAGGAAAAGCAUGAUUGUCCAGAAUGUGGGGAAACUUUGAGUAGUGUCUCCCAACUUAAUCUACAUAAGAAAACUCAUAGUGGUGAAAAAGUCUAUAAAUGUAAACAGUGUGGGAUGUACUUUGGUCAUCACUAUCAGCUUAUUUUGCAUCAGAAAUUUCACAGUGGUGAGAAACCCUAUGAAUGUCAAGAAUGUGGUGAGACCUUUACUCUUUUCUCACAAUUCAGUCGACAUCAGAAAUAUCAUACUGGUGAAAAACCCUAUAGAUGUAAGAAAUGCAAGAAAAGAUUUAGUAGUAGUUCAGAGCUUUCUGAGCAUGAGAAAGAGCAUACUGGUAAGAGGUGUUUUGAAUGUAAGGAUUGUGGAAAGUUUUUCAGACUUAAUUUCUACCUUACAGAACAUCAGAAAACCCACACUGGGGGGAAAUCCUAUAAAUGUAAGGAAUGUGGGAAAGCUUUUAGUGUAAUUGGACAGCUUACCCGCCAUCAGAAAAUUCAUAUGCGUGCAAAACCCUAUGAAUGUAAGGAAUGUGGGAAGUCUUUUAGACUCAGUUUAUAUCUCACAGAACACAAAAAAAUACAUAGAGGCAAGAAACCUCACGAAUGUAAGCAUUGUGGGAAAAGCUUUAAUGUCCGUGGACAGCUUACUCGGCAUGAGACAAUUCACAGUGGUGUAAAACCCUUUGAAUGUGAGGUGUGUGGGAAGGCUUUUGGUUAUAAUGGUGACCUUCGAGUGCACCACAGAAUUCAUACCGGUGAGAAACCACAUAAAUGUAAGGACUGCGGGAAGGCCUUUAUGCUUCGUUCAGCCCUUACUGAACAUCAGAGAAUUCAUUCUGGCGUAAAGCCCUACGAAUGUAAGGAAUGUGGGAAGACAUUUAGAGGGCGCUCCCAAGUGAGCCUGCAUAAGAAAUUUCAUACUGACCUGAAACCCUACAAAUGUGCAAAAUGCGGGAAGACCUUUAGAUUUGGUUUCUACCUGAGUGAACAUGAGAGAGUUCAUACUGGGGAAAAGCCCUAUAAAUGUAAAGAAUGUGGAAAGGAUUUUAUUCGUAGAGGAAAUCUUAAAGAACAUCUGAAAACUCAUUCAGGUGUAAAGCCCUACGAAUGUAAAGAAUGUGGAAAGUCCUUCAGUUGGCGUGGUCAGUACACUCAACACCUGAAAGUUCACUCAGGUGAAAAACCCUUCAAAUGUAAGGAAUGUGACAAGGCCUUUAGUCGCAUGGGAGACCUUAGAAUCCAUCAAAGGAUUCAUACUGGUGAGAAACCUUAUGGGUGUAAAGAAUGUGGAAAGUCUUUUAGACUUAAUUCACACCUUAUUGAACAUCAGCGAAUUCAUACUGGUGAGAAACCCUAUGAGUGUAAGGUGUGUAAGAAGGCCUUUAGACAGCGAUCACAUCUUUAUCAGCAUCAGAAAACCCAUAAUGUAACUUAAUAUAAUACUGCCUUUCCAUUUGCAUGCUCUGGUUAUUAGAAUAUCAAAAACAGACAGAAACUCUGUCAGUGUGCCAAUCUUUCUUUAGAUGUGUUAACUUAAUAAUUGUGUAAGAACCUUUUAAUGCCUCUCAGUCCUUGUUGAAUUUAAAGGAAUUCAUACUAGAAAAUAAACCUGUCGAUGUAAAAAUUGUGGAAAAGUGUUGUUAGCAAUGAUAUACUAUCAUCAUUGCCYUUCCACUACUCUGAUACCUGUGUGAUAUCAAGCAAAACAUGUAGGUCUUGUUGCCUCAGUUGUAAAAUGAUACCUACCUAAAAGUGUGGCUAGUGGUGUAUACAUCAUCAAUAAUGGUUAUACAGUAUACUGUAACGUGUGAUACUGUGAAAACUGUCUGGCCCCAAACUGUUUUUGAAUUAUUAUUGGAUAUUAUUGUUUUCAUUAUUAUCAGCAUUACUAUUAGUGAAUUUAAAAUAGAAAGAUAAAAGUGGAGGAAAUAACAUAGAAAGACCAUUCAACACUUGCUAUGUUUUGGGCAGAUCAUCUUUGAUAAAAAUCUGUUAUGGACUAAAUGUUUAGAAUCCAUAUAGGAUAUGCAAUCCCAACCAGAUGGUGUUUGGAGGAGGGGCCUCUGUGGUUAUUAGGUCAUGAGGGUACAGUCUUCACAAAUAGGAGUAUUUCCAUGAUAAGAACAUCCUCCAAACCUAGAUAGUUCUCUUUCAUCUUCUUUCAACCACAGGAAGAUACAAGUGAGGAAUCAGCAACACAGAAGARGGCCCUCACCAAAAUCCAAACAUGCUGGCACUCUAAGCUUAUACUUUCAGCAUCCAAAACUUAUAUUUAUAAGACACUAAGUCCAUGGUAUUUCAUUAUAGCAGCCCAAACUAACUGGGAAAAUCUAUUAGAACACAGAACRUGAGAAAGUUUGAAUUCAAACCAUAGUAAGUUCUACCAGAAAAUUAAAGCUCAAAGAGAACUAAGGAUUCAUAACUGCUGAAAUAUCAAGGAGAGAUGUGAUAUAAUUUACCUAUAAUAAUGUAGAACUUAUAACUAUUCCCCAAUUCUAUUAUGAAAAUUUUCAGACAGAAGAAAAAUACAUUCUGAUACCCAUUUAGCCCUCUGGCUAGAUCUGAAAAUCUGAACUUUGCCUAUUUGCUAUUUUUUUCAGAAAUACACAUAUACAUCUGUAUACACACACACACACACACACACACAUAAACAUUUUAUUUAUUUAUUAUCUACUUGCAUGCUCUGGUUAUUAGAAUAUCAAAAACAGACAGAAACUCUGUCAGUGUGCCAAUCUUGAACCCAGGGGCACUUUACCCCUGAGCUAUAUCCCUAACCCUUUUUAUUUUUAUUUUUUUUUUAAUUUUGAGAUAGAGUCUCACUAAAUUGCUUGGGACUAUCUGUGAAAUUGUGUGAUGAGAUAUAGCACAUCUCUACAACAGAAUUAACAAGUGAUUACACAAAUUAUUCAAACAGUCAUAUUGAAAUAAAAACUUAAAGGGAUUUUUAUAGCUGGAAAGAUGGAGUAGAUGUCCUUUUGUUCCCCCUCUUCCUCCCACUACAUUCAUCUCAAACCCCUAGGUAGUAUACAUCAAACAAACACAAAAUUGGAAAUAUUGAGAGAAGAAAACAAACUUGCUAGGGGACACAAAACCCAAGGGAUGACAUGGUGGCAUUCCAUGGGAUUUAUACCCCAGUCUUGGAACUAAAGACUGACAGCAAUACUGAAAUGCCAAUAGGCAGAGAUAGGGUAGGGAGAGCCUCAGGAAAAGUCUACUUUCUAGCCGAAUAAACAGGAAGGGACAGUGGAGCAAGAGUGGAAGCAUUGAGACAAUAACCCCUCCAGCCAAAAAAAAAUUCUGCAGCUUGGUUUUUGUAUAUAUCAGUUGUUUGCUCCUUGUCAUCUGAAGAGUAUUCCGUUGUAUGAAUGUGACAUGGUUCAUCCAUUUACUCACUGAAUAACAUCAGAGCUGUUUCCAAUUUGGGGCUAUUACAAAUAAAGCUACCAUAAAAUAUUCAUAUGCAGAUUUCUAUGUAAACAUAGUUUUCAUAUCUCUAGGAAGGAUGCCCAGUGAUGUAAUUUCUUGAUAUUAUGGUAUCUGCAUGUUUAUGUUUUUAAGAAACUACCAGUUUUCCAGAUUGGUAGUGCCAAUUGGUCAUCCUCACCAGCAACAUGUGAUAGUUUGUCCAUCCUCCUUCCUUGGCUUUGUCACUGUGUUUUUGUUGUGGUAAUCUGGAUAAGUCUGUAGUAAUAUUUCAUUGUCAUUUUAAUUUGCAUUUGCCUAAUAACUAAUGAUGUUUAAUAUCUUCUUGUGCUUCUUUGCCAUCUAUAUAUCCUCUUUWAAAAAUCUYGUGAUAUCUUACAUUUCCUGUCCUUUUCCUAAGUGUAUGAAUUGAUUGUUUACCYUUUUUUUAGAACUUAUUUACAUAUUCUAGAAAUUAGUCCCUUAGUUAGAUGUGUGUUUUGCAAAUAUACAUAUAUAUAUUUCCCAAUCUGUAGUUGUAGCUUCAUUCUCUUCACAAUAUUCUUAAAAGAGUUAUUUUUAUUUUUAAAAAUUUGUGGAUCUACCACCACUCCUGACAUGGAAAUCCAAAUGAAGAGCCUAGAUUUCUACAUUUGCAAUCUAUAACAGAGUGUCCAAAUGUCCCGCCAGAUAGGAAAAAAAAAAAAAAAAAAAAAAAGCCUGUUGUGAAUCCAGGGCCUUUCAUCUCCAUCAGGCAGUGAACAGUCCUCUUUGCCCAGGAAAGGAUAAAGAGGAAGAUACUUUGGGGAAUAAGAACUUUUAAAAGCUCCCAAAUAUUCCUAGGAAUUUAAAAGGCCACAUGAAUAAGCAGGACUGAGCAUAUAUUUAGGAAAAAAAUUGGGGUGGCCAUAAGCUCUUACCUUUCUGUCAGACCUUCAGGUUCUGUACAAGCAGAAAGUAAAGGCUAAUUCAGAAUUGUAAACUGGUUGAAGAUUGAAGAUGUGCCCUAACACACAGCCUAUCUGCAAAGACUGGGAGUUUUUGUUUUAUUCCAAGCACUUAAGUUAGCCCUAGCUUGGGAGUUUUUGUUUUAUUCCAGGCACUUAAGUUAGCCCUAGCUGGGCACAGAAUUAAUGGAACAGAGACUUCAGUGUUCACACACGACAAAAAAUACAGAAUGUAAAAAUUAAUUCAGAAAAGUCACUUAAAGUACAACCAGCAACACCAACAAAACUUACAGGAUGGCAGACUCUUAAUUUCUAGGGUUGCCACAUGAUAAUAUUCAAUGUCCAAUUUUAAGUGCAUGCGUGCACACACAUACACACAUACACAAGUUAGCAGGCAAGCAAACCAGAAACAUAUGUGAAAAUCAAUAGGAACUGAGAAAACACAGUAAUUAGACAAAAGGUCUUUAAAUUUUUUUUUUAGUUAUACAUGAACACAAUACUGUAUUUUUAUUUAUUUUUUAUGUGGUGCUGAGGAUCAAACCUAGUGCCUCACAUGUGCUAGGGAAGUGCUUUACCACUGAGCUACAAUCCUAGCCUCUAGACAUAAGUUUAAAAUCAGCUGUCUUAAAUAUGUUCAGUGAGCUCAAAGAAACCACAUAUAAAAAACUAAAGAAGAUUGAGAUCAAUGACUCUGCAAAUAGAGAAUAUCGAUAAAGAAAUGGAAAAUUUUAAAAGGAACUGAAUAGUUUAGACUUGAAAAGUAUAAUAACCAAAAUGAAAAAUUCUCUGGAGGGAUUCAACAGCAGAUCUGAGCAGAGAGAAGAAAAAAAAAUAGCAAAUUGAAGAUAGGGCAACUGAAAUUCUCUAGUCUUAGAAGCACGAAAAAAAGUAAAAGAAAAAAAAAACCAGA